Molecule: messenger RNA, 1716 nt
Organism: Meloidogyne enterolobii
Lineage: Eukaryota; Metazoa; Nematoda; Chromadorea; Rhabditida; Meloidogynidae
Source: the annotation of a GenBank genome assembly
AUGAUCUCCGCGAGAACAUUGGCAGACCGCGACUUCUUCUCAAAGUCUGAUCCUGUAUGCAUUGUUGAAGAGAUGACUACUCGAUAUGCUCGUGAUGAUUCUAAAAACGAAUUCGUGGAGAUUGGGAGGACUGAAUGUAUUAAAAACUCAUUAAAUCCUGUGUGGAACAAGCGAAUAACUCUUGAUUAUUAUUUUGAAAGUAAACAGUUGCUUCGCUUCAAGAUUUACGACAUCGAUUCUGAAUCUGCAAAGUUGUCAGAACACGAUUUUCUAGGAAAAUGUGAAUGCGAGUUAGCGGAUAUUGUUGCAGCUCCUAAUGGAAUUUGUGUGAUGAAAGUCUUCUCAUGUAAAGAUGUUCCUAGACAAGGCGGUUUACUGCUGGUAUGUGCGGAGGAACUCGACGAGGGACAACGUGAUAUUGCACAUUUUUCUCUUAGAGGUGUUGCUCUUAACAGUGGUGGUUCAUUUCUUAGGAAAUGUAUCCUAAAUCCAAAUACAUUUUUGGAAUUCUAUCGACUUUUAUGCGAUGGAAGUGAUUUCCUCAUUGAGUGCUAUGAUCAAAGAGAGGCUACUGGAAACCAUCAUUUGAUCGGAUCAACACAAACAUCCCUUAAUGCACUGACCUCCCAUCAACAGAACCAACUUGAAUUGAUCAAAACAAAAAAGAACAAAGGAGUGCCUUUAAAGGUCCCAAAAGGGAUUCUUCAUUUUAUGGAUGUUCAGAUUCGUAAAGAGUUUACAUUUCUUGAUUUUAUCGCUUCUGGUUUGCAACUUGAAUUUGCAGUUGCAGUCGAUUUGACUGCUUCGAAUGGCGAGAUUUCUAAAUCAAGUUCAUUGCACUAUGUGAACUCACAAUAUUUGAAUCAGUAUGAAUGUGCCAUAUGCGCUGUAUUGGAAAUAUGCGAACACUAUAAUCAUUCCAAAAUGUUUGAAACUAUUGGUUUUGGUGCCAAAAUCCCACCAGCUUUUACAGUUAGCCAUAUGUUCCCUCUGAGGCUUAACAAUUUUGAACGUUCAGUUGAGGGAAUCCAAGGUGUAUUAGAUGCAUAUAGGUAUGCCAUUGUCAACACACAAUUAUAUGGGCCAACUAAUUUUGCUCCUACAAUUCGUGAAUUUGUGCACAAAUGUCAGCAAUUCCCUAGGGACGGUACUAAAUAUCAAGUGCUAUUAAUUUUGACUGAUGGGAUAAUAACUGACAUGCAAAACACAAUAGAAGCAUUAAUUGAGGCUUCGCAUGAGCCUCUUUCAAUUAUAAUAAUUGGAAUUGGCAAAGAAGACUUCAAGAAAAUGGAGUUUCUAGAUUCAGACAACCGUCUUUUGACUUACAAUGGGAAUGUGGCAUCAAGGGAUAUUGUGCAAUUUGUCCCAUUCCGCGAAUUUAUCGGUUCUGCAUGGGGCAUAACGCCUGAAGAACAAGCUAUUCUAAAAACUCUUUUGGGUCGAGAAGUGCUAGCAGAAUUGCCAGCUCAGGUGUGCUCAUUCAUGAAGGCAAAUUCAAUUGUACCCCUUCGAUCUCGAGCCCCAUCUGAAUGCGCUAUGAAAAAGCCACAAAUAUUCGCCCAUAAACAAUUGCAACUUAACUCAAGACUUGGCAGCUUAAAUUCUACAGUAAAUCCUGAUCAGCAACAAUCAGGAACGAGUUUACAGAACUUACCUCCCGAUAUUGAAAGAUUUCCUGAAUCUGUAAUAGCAAAACCUCCAUAUCCUGAAUUUUAA